GGGACCGCAGGAGCCCGGAACUGCGGGAGGGAGCUCGUGGCGCGCAGGGCUCCACGGGUCGCUAUGGGAACCGGGCGUGGCGUUGGUGGCCCAUACCUGCGGGGGCGUGGUGGGGUGGAGAGCCGGCCUCUGACCCGCCUGGUCCCUCUCGGCUCUGGCGGAGGGGAUCCCCGCUUCCUGCCCCGCGGAGGUCGCGGAGAGGGCGCCCGCUGAGUGUGCCCGUCCAGCCCGACCCUUCGGGGACCCCCGGGGCGCGGGCCCCACGUUCGGCCUGGAACGCGCGGAGCCUCGGGCGCGGGCAGCGGCCAGUGGGGUCCGGGCCGGGGCGCGGCGGGGCGGACAGGCGGCCGAGGCCGAGGGCGCGGCGGGAUGGAGCUGUACCUGGGCGCCUGCGCCAAGGUGGCCCACGGCGCCGCCACCAGGACGGCCGCCCGCGCGCUGGCCACCGAGAGCAGGCAGUGCGGAGACGGGGCGCACAAAACCCACUUUGCGGAGGUGGGUGCAGCUCAGCUCCUGGAUCUGCCUCUAGGGGUGAAGCUGCCUGUGAUCCCAGGAAGCGAUCCUCUGUUCUUCACCACGAACCUAAGCGAAAAGCUUUUUCGACCUUCCUAUGGCUUUAACCUGACAGACCCUUAUUGUCGACUUUUGGAAAACCAAUAUAGAAGUCUCCACGAUCCACAUCUAAAAGCAUAUUACAGACGCAAAGAUGUCCUGAGGAGACUGAAGAAAGGUGGCUAUAUCACCAACAAUAACAAAAUUGUAUGUAGUUUGAAGGAACUGAAUAAGUACAGGCAAUACCUCACCAACUUGAAAUUAGACUUUGAAAGAAACUAUAUAAGAGAACAAAAAAUGCUUGCGAAACAACUACAGAAAUUGGAGGAAAGCAAUGCAUUCCCCGAGUGUUCUGACGUUACGCAGUUCCAGAACUGGUUGCUGCAUGAGGGCACCCAAUCUAUUAGGGACCAGGAGCGGUUAAUACGGCACAGGUAUUUGGAUAUGAUAAAUAAAGGAUUAGAACACUCAGAGCGGGCAAUGGAAGAGCAGCGCCUUCUCCGCAUGGACAGAGAGCACAGAAGACAGCGGGAACACUUGAGAAGAAAGCUAAUUCUUCGGAGAAAAAUUGAAGAGGAAUGGAAGACCAAAGAGCUGUUACUUCUGACGAAGAUUGCAGAAGAUAUUAAAAGAGAACAGAAGCUCGAACAACAACGGCGGAAAAGCAGAGAAGAAAGGGACAGAAAGAAACAAGCCCUGCUAGAGAAAAAAAUGGCUUAUCAUUUACAAAAAAUGCAAGAAACUGGCUUUAAAGAAGACAUGGAUAAAGGCACAUAUGAAUACAGUGGACAAGAUGGAGAUUUGGAAAAAUCUGCAACAAAUACUAUUUUUCAAUCUCAGAGUUGUUCAAAGAACAUCAAAAGAUUAGCUUCAGCUGUUGAACAGUCUGAUUUACAAGAAAAUGGUACAGAACAAAAGAGAGAUGGAAUGCUAAGUAACAUAUCAAGCACUUAUGAUGACAAAGGACCUAUAAACAUAUCAGCUCAACAUUCACCUACAAAAAAUAAUCGCAAAUCUUCGUAUUUUUUUAUGGAUACAAAAACAGAGAAGGAGAUAAAUGGGAAGGCACCCAAGUCAAGACCAAGCUACUAUGACAAAUCAGGAUUUCAAGCCCCAGGCAUUUUGCCUUCCCCUGUUGUCUCAAAUAUACAACAGAAUCUUCUACAAAAUUGUGUGCAGGGAAAAGUAACUUCUGAAGAGCUAAAUAGCAUAAUUCAGAAUAUAAUGACCUGGGUGGUAGCUACAGUGACUAGUAUAUUAUACCCAGCCAUCACCAGGUAUGAAGAAAGGCUGCAUAGUAAUACAUACGCAGCCUCUGAGGAGUCUACCCUGUCUUCAGACAGCUCAAGCUUUUGCAGCACAUGCAGUGAAGAGUUCACGUACCGAAGCUACACCUCUGCAACCACUAAAACAUUUCAGGCAGACACUUGUUCAUUUGCGGUUAAUGUGUCAGGGAAGAAACCAAGCCCAAUUUUAAAACCUCCUCCAGCCCCAGUGGAAAGAGAAGUUAUGGAUAAGACACAUCACAGGAAAGGACCUUCUCCCAAGGUAGAAAGAGAAGUUACGGAUGAGUCACAUCACUGGGAAGGGCAAACUCUAAGCUCCGAACUCAAAUAUGACGAGGCCCAUUUGACCUAUUCAUACCCCACACUCAGAAGUUGUAGUUCUGAUAGUCAACUUCUAGCAUCUUUGCAAAGAGGCACAAAGAAAUCUAAGGAUGCUACCACUGAAACUGAUGGCUCAGUGACCACAGUGCCUUGUGAGAAAAAAGCAAAAGCCAUGGAUGAGUUGAAGAAUUUAAAGAAUGUUUUUGUUAACUUUAAGUGUCACUUGAAAGGGGAAACUAAAUUGAUUUUGGAGAGCAUUUUUCAGGAAAUAAUGUCUGAUUUAACUCAGGCCAUUCCCUGCAUUUCUUCUGUUACUGCUGAAGUUUUUGUUGACCAGUCGGAGCCUGAAAAAGAUGACUUGAUCUCCAGUAUUGAUAUGUGCUCGUUAGCUUCAGACAUUGUGGAAAAUGUGUUUGAUAAACUAGAAUCUGCAGUUGAGAAAAAAUGUGUUCAGAUUUUCUCACAAGAAGAGUUAUCAGUGGACAUGAAAUCGAGUUUAACAUCUAGUGGGGAGUAUUUCACAUCAUCAAAUGGAAAGCCUUCAGAGGAUUCCCUGCCUUAUGCUGUGGAACCUAUGUGCACUCUUGCAGAAGAUAUGGUGCAUGGCAUUUUAGAAAAGCUGAUGAUCUUUACAUCAGUCAAGCAAAAUGAACGUCCUCUUGAAGAUGCAACUAAACACCAGCAACAAAAGACAGACCCUCCCUAUACUGUCCUUCAAAGAGCUAGCCAGAAGAGAUCUACCUCUGAACAAGAAGAGAAGGCGAAUAUAAUUGCCAACGAAGAAAUAAAAAACUUAAUGUCAAACGUUUUCUCACAGUCCUGUUUAGUUCAUCACAUAGAGGAGGCAGUCAGUACUAUAUUAGGUUAUCUACAAACUGAACUUAACCAUGACAGACUCCUUGCAUCUGAACAAACAAUAAUAUUCCUUCAAAUACUUGAUGAGAUCUUCACUCAUCUCCACCACAAGCCAGUAAAACCAAGUGUCCACAAAAAGAGACGAUCUACACAGAGAAAUUCUUCUGACAUGAAGGAAAAAUACAGGCUCACUGGAACAACCAUGUCUCACAGUGCUAAGGGCAAAAGACCAUGCCCUCGGGUUAAUGUUCCAGGCAUGGUUUUUUACUCUGAAGAUGAUAAUGAAGAAAUAAACAAUAUUGUGAAAAAUGCAAUUGAUUCAUCUCUCAAAGAGGAAAGAGCAAAAUCACGAGAAAAAACACCUAAUCACAGGUUCACAAAGGCAAACACUUCUUUUGACUACACAAGAAAUGCUAAACCACCAACAAUGCCUUCUUCUCGCAGCAGCAGCAAUGAUUGGGAGUUAAAGACUGAGCUCCCACCGCUUAUCAAUGAAGACAUUUUAAAGGAGAAACACUGUCUGAAUAGAGACAUUUCAGUUUUCAGCCAUGAUGAAAAGCAUCAAAUAAAAAGGGCUUCAGAGAAGACAGUUAAACAUGUUAUAAGAGAAAUGCUCAAGGAUAUAGCCUCUGUGUCUCCUGGUCGUCUAGGUAACAAAACUGGGAAAGAAACCUCCAGUCUUCCCCGUGAAAAGUCCCAAGGGCUCUUACAUCAAGAAUGGAUGGACCAGAUGUUCUCUAUGUCGGAAAUAACUUCAGUGGCUCAAGAAAUAACAGAUUCUGUGUUAAAUAUACUUUUUAAGGCAUCACACUCCUUGUCCAGUCCCGCUAAAAGUUCUGCUUCAUCCUUAGUUCAUCAGACUUUUCCAGAUAAUCCUGACGUGUCCUAUAGAGUCACGGAAGUGGCAAAUAAAAAGCCACUAAAAAUAUGGUUUGAUAGUGAUAAGAAAAUGAAACGUUUACCUUCACUUAAUGUAGAUUCUGCAAAGCCUUCUUGGUUAAAAUCUGGAGAAAGUGAACCUAAAUGUGUAGAUAACAUUGUUGAUAAGAUCACUAAUACCGUUUUUAAAAGGCUGAAGUUAUUUGUUUGUCCAAAAUUGCAAACAGAAUACAAACUUUCAUCUGCCAGGCAAUCUUUAUUGAAAUCGCAACUUAGUACUUACACCGCUAAAGUAGUAAACAUUGUUUUAGAUGCUAUCCAGAAUGAACUGGAGCUCAGUAAGAAAAAUGUAAAUCUUAGGGACCUAGACCAUAGCAAAUCCCAUACAAGUAAAGGGAUUUUGGCUGAUGCUGAUAAGAAAUUAGAAUCUCUCAUAGCAAAUCUCAAUGAUGACAAUAUGGAAAGUCCAAUUCUAACUUGGAUUUGUGAGAUAUUAUUAAGUGGGAAUGGAGAUCAAAGAAAUAGCUCACUUUCUUCAGGUAAGUCAAGAUCUACAACUUCAAACGGAAAUGAGAGUACUGAGAAACAAAACAUUUUGUCAAGUAGACGGGAUAAAGAAGCUUUUCGUAAAUAUUUGGCUACUCCUUGUACCAUCCACAGUACCCUGUACAGAAAAGGCCUCAAAGAAAAAACUAAUGUGCAGGUAUUAGACAGGAUUGGCGAAACAGUACAUGAAAUGUUAGACAAACUGGUCGAUACUCCUCCUGAUCUUAAGGCAUCCUUUAGAGAGCAAAAAAGAGAAAAUGCAAAAACAGAUCAACAAAUGGCGGCUGCACAGAAAUCUAAUGUUCAGGUCAUUUCCAAAACAAUUUUAGAAUAUAUCCUUGAAAAGCUAUGUUGUAUUGACAUGGAUACCAGUUUGGCAAGUACUGAACUUAAAGCUGCCUUAGAAUCUCCUGAUAUUGACAAGCUAUCCUUCGCUUCAAUUAUUGAGGAAAUGGGCAAAUGCACAGACAUAAUAUCCAGCAUAAUUUCUGGAAAUCCAGAGACGGAUAACCCAGAGGUGACUAAAAGCAAGACAAAAAAUAUUUCUUCUGGGUCUUCCAAAUUUGAGAACUCCAAAGAAGCUCACCAAAACACCCUGAAAGCUGUUGCUUCUGAUAUUCUUAAUAUGGUUUUCACUAACCUGGAAGGAUUUGCCAAUGGAAAUUUAGAAAUUCAAGAUGCUGGUAAUGAUGGCAAUAAAAAAGGCAGUAAGGUGGACGGGGAUAGUGGAAGCAGCGGGGCUAUCCCAGAUACACGUGAAGAACCCAUAGAGUCUGUUUUAUACACGCAGGCAAAGAAGGUAUCAAGUGCUCUUUUGAAAUCCAUUCAGACAGAAUUAAAUGGGAACUCAGAUGAUUUGAAGAAAAGUGUAAAAAAGCAAUCACCUGAGACGCGAGUAUUUACAGACAUAGUCAAUUUAAUUUUAGAUGUAGUAUCCUCCGAUACACCUCAUGAAACUGAAUCCAAAGACAGAGACGUUAAAACCUACCGGUACCAGCCAACUUAUGGAAAUUUUCUCCCUGGAGGAGCUGAAUCAGAUUCAUUUCCAGAAGAUGAUGGGCAUACAGAGAAAAAAGUCCCUAGGGAGAGAAAAUCACUGAGACAGGGAGCUAAAUUCUAUUCUCCUAAACAGAAAGUUCUAGAAACAAGUCUAUGUGAAAUUGAAAUGAAACUCACAGAGCCACAUAAAUCUCCAGUCAUCCCCAUUAUAAGAAAUAUUUUGAAUGAAAUUUUUCAGAAUAAUUUAAUCAAUCAGUUAAAUGUGCUGUUACUCUCCAACUCUCAUUUUGAUGGCAUUCCUCACGAUGGUCAUGAGUCCAUUGCUCAGAAACCUGCUCAGUUUAUGGGUAACAUAAUGGGACCUUUGGUGUCUGACACAGAUGUGGUUAUAGUGGCAAGCGAUAUUGUUAGAAUUGUGUUUCAUAAACUUUAUACAGCUGCCAUGACAGAAGAAAACGUAAGUGAAAACAGAUGUAAAAGCAUCACAUUUUCAUCAGAUGCCUCUUUCUGUGAACGUACCUAUGGAGGAAACUCUCUGAUUACACUGGACAGAAAUCUUUGCAUGUUGCAACCCAGAUUCAGUGUUGACAAACAGAGCAAAGUCAAUAUGAUUGAAGACAUUGUACAAACAAUAUUUCAAAACUUGGAAACAUUUGCUACUUCCAAAAUAAAAUCUCUUGUGUGUUCCCAAGUCAACUUCACAGCCCCAGAAGUUUUACCUACUCAGCAAGAUGAGGGUACACUAAGCAAAUCAUUGUCAUCUGAAAAUUCAUACUCUGAUGGGCAAUUUUCCUUUCGCUCAGUGGAGCCUAAGACCAAUAUAUUUUGCCAAAUCUCUUUGUCUAAAUUAAAUAUUUAUGCAAAAGACGUGGCUAGAAAAAUUUUACAGGGAAUCAAACAUGAGUUGGAUAAGGAAAGAGAAAGUUCUUUCUUAAUUCGUAACAUUGUGGUUUCUGAAGGCAUUGUAAGUCAAAUUGUUAACACAGUACUAGAUAUUAUAUCUUGCAAAAAAAUAGGUAACAGCAGCCAUGAUAAACAGAAUGACUCUGCUCAGGCAGACUACGUUAUUGAAAAGUUGUUCAAUAAGACUGAGUAUCAAAAAAUACUUCAGUUUCAAAUACAGAACACCAUCGAAGGCAUCUUAUGUGAUAUUUAUGAAAAAACUUUGUAUAAGAAUAAUUUCUCAUUUGCCACACCCACUCUAAAAUAUCACAUAGCUGAUAAAUGUUCAGAAGCAAGUUCUGAAAUAUGUACUCAGGGUACAAAUAAGAUUUCCCCUGACCUUCCAGUUCCUAGGUCAGAUGUCCUCUUGCUAUGCAAGGAGGUAGUGGAUAUUGUUCUUCAUAGCCUCGCUUCUGCUGCCAGACUUGGAAUAGUUACAGAGGUGCCUGCUUUGGCAAGAUCCACAUUUUGUGAUACGUUUUCAAAAACAGAGUACCAAACAUCUCUUCUUAUGGAGUCAAAAGCCAAAGGAAAACCAGAGUGGUUUCAAUAUGCAAGUGACAAGGAAGCAGCAUAUACUGAUGGUAAUCAGACAGCUGUAGAGGAGAAAGAGGACCCCAAGCAGUCUGCUCCUGACCCAUGUGCGGAAAGUGCUAAUUUUAUCGCAAAAACUAUUUUCAAUCGAUUACAAACUUUUGCCACAGAAAGAGUAGAUUCACUAAUUACUCUUGCUUUUCAGCCUGAAGGAACAUCAUUUGUUAGUCCAGCACUGGAAAACUGUAGACAAGAUGACAGUGUUUCUCACGAAUUAAACCAGGUGGAACUUCAUGCAAAUGUCCCAAAAAGAUCAACUAAAACCAUUCUCAGCCAAAAGCUCACAGAACCUACUUCUGCCUGUUACAGAGGAAAAAUUAGAGCCACAAUUCAUUUAUCGAAAGCUAGCCUGAAGGAAUAUGCUGAUAUCAUUGCCAAAGCUAUUUUGAAGCUUAUUAAAAAUGACUUAGACUUAGAAAUUCAAAAGAUGCAGUCCUAUCCAAAUGACAUUUUAUUCCAAAAAAAUGUAAUUGUGAGUGAAAUCAUAGACAACAUCUUAAAGGUUUUACAUAAUAAAAUAUCCAUAGAGGAAAUUAGUGUUUCCUCAGAGAAGACUAACUUUGCACAAUUAACUCCAUCAAACGAAAUACCCCUGGGACAAAAAGAAAAGGAAAAGGGCACUUCAUCUCUGCUUACAAACUGUCCAUUAGAACAAAACCAAAUGACAUUUGAAAAGGAAAGCCAGAGAACUGUUUUGGAAGAAAUAUUUAUGAGGAAAGGGAAACCAGAACAAAAAGAAACAAUUGAAUUGCUCAGCAAAGUGGCAGAACUUUUGAGUAAGUUAGACCAAAGAGUAAUGGAAAUCAUAGGCCAUUUGCUUCCAUUUAAUGAAGUCCCCCAUUUUAAUUUUAGAACUAAAACUUCAGGCAGAACUGGAAAAACCUUCUCUCAAUCACGCAUUAGCAGUAUAGCAAAUGAUAUCAUCGACUGUGUUUAUGAUAAAAUGUACUCUGUUGUUGUGACAGUAUUAUACAAAAAUGACGAAAGUAGGGGUGAAGGAGAAACAUCCCACAAGAAUGAUACCUCAGCAAUGAAAGCACUAUAUUUUAGGGGAACUAAGCAAGCAGGAAAAAGAAGUAAUUCCCCUAGAGGUGAGAUACCAGAGGAAAGUCCUAACGCAGACAAUCAGAAUGUUUCUGAAUUAGGAAAGACUUUCCAGCAAUAUUCAUCAUUACAAAUAGCAAAAGAUUUAACCCAAAUAGUAUUCAAUAAGAUCAGAGAUUUUGUCUCACUACAUCUAGAAGAGAACUUGUCCAUCACAGGGUAUUCUGAGGAGCUGCAACUUUAUAGAUUGCAGAACUCUAAAGAUAGCAUUAAGGAUGGCUCUAAGCCAGGUUUUAAAACAAAUUUAAAAACAAGACCUUUGCAUAAAUUUAAAUCAAAACUACAUGCAGGACCUAGUGCGGUUAAGGCAAAAAGCAAAGGCAGGUUAAGUACUGGAGAGAAGACACCGAGAGAUGGGCAAACAAAGACUUCCAUUCGUCUGCCGCACAUCUUUGCCACAGGAGAUGCCAAAAACUUAUUGGAAACAAAGCUUCCCCCGUCAGAACUAAAAGUGUAUGCCAAGGAUAUGAUAAGCAAUAUUCUAGAAGCAAUAAUGAAAGAAUUUGAAAGGGUAACACAAAAUAGAACGAUGGCACCUAUAAAAGUUUUACCAUCUGAUCAAAUCAUGGAAUCCAGUAAAAUAGUGAGCUUGGUUUUACAAGAAUUAAAUGCCACAAGCAACAGUUUGGCUUAUCCAAUCAAAUCCUCAUGUCUGGACCAUCUCAAAUUUUCGUCGCGGUGUUUAUAUUCUCCUGCUAAAGAACAAGCAUGCUUUUACUUAGAGGAUGUUUCCUCGCAGCUAGAACAGAUUUUUCCUAAAGAAGGUAUAUUUAAAAAAAUGUUUGACAAAUGGCAAACAGAUUCAAAUGACAUGGAAAAUGAAAAACAUACUCUGUUAACAAUAGCUGAUAAUAUUUUGACUGAAAUUUCAAUAAAAGCCAAAGACUUAGAAUAUUCUCUUUCACUUUUAAAUCUGCCAUUUCUCGAACAUGGUGAAAGCAGUUUCUCUAAUCAAUCUAAAGAAGAUUGUUCUAGAGCAGAGGACACGAAAGCACAGAUUACUAUGUUUGGAAGAGAAAUUGUUGAAAUGCUGUUUGAAAAAUUGCAACUCUGCUUUUUGUCCCAGAUGCCCAUUUCAGAAACUCCAACGAAUGAGAAAGAACUCAGCACUGGUAAAAGUAAGCAUGGUUUCCCAACCAAGUACAUCAACAGCAGUUUAGACAUCAAGACGAAAGAUCAAAUUCCUACCACCUCUUACAAGCAAGUUACUCAAGAAAUUGUAGGGAGGGUUUUAAACCUGUUAGAGUCAUUUGUGGACUUACAGUUUAAACAUAUCUCUAAAUAUGAAUUUUCCGAAAUAGUGAAAGUGCCUAUUGACAACCUUUUUCAAGUUCAACAGAGACGAUUAAACAAAAAAAUGUCACCCAAAUUACAACCACUGAAAAACUCUUCUGACGAAUGCAAGCCAACCACUGUUGUUUCUAAAGAAAGCAUACAGAAUACUCUCUUGCAGGUACAUUCAUUUCAUUCAGAGUUACUGACAUACGCUGUUCGCAUCGUCUGUGACAUGCUUGCUGUAAUCAAGAGCAAACUGGACAAAGAAAUAAACCAAAUGGGGCCAUCUUCCACUAAUACAUUGAAAGAAAACAUUGUAGCUAGUGAGAUCAUUGGCACAUUGAUGGACCAAUGUUCUCAUUUCAGUGAGUCUUUGACCAGAAAUCUUUCAGUGGAAAGUUCAUGCCAACGAACUAAAAACGCUUACCCUACCAAGCAGGAUGAACCUGCAGAUGAUGUGAAAAUGCCAUCACCACAGUUAGAUGAUGCUAAUUGGGGGCAUAGUCUUCUACAGAGAAGUGAACCCAGCUUGGUGUUUUAUUCCUUGGACAACACGAGAAGAGAGGACAAACUUUCAUCCCCUUUACCCUCAUGUGUCACUUCUGUAGAACACACCAUUAAAAGUUUGGAACCAUUGGAAAGGUCUGAUUCAGAAGCUAUGUCUUUACAUUCUAGAAAUAAAGUUCAAGAACAUCACCAAGUGAAACCUACCUUGGGCCAUCUUGAUGAAGCGGUGAAAAGAAACGGUCCCCUCCCAGAAGGUAGUGUCUUACAAAAACUGCUUAAGAAAACAAACGAGUCCACAGAAGCGUCUUUACAGCAAGUCAUGUCUUUCCUAGAAAUGGGAAAAGGUGAAAACCCAAGAAUAUUUCAUUAUGGAGCUAUAAAGCCAGUUGUUGAGCCAAACCAAAUUCACACAACUGUUUCCCCACUCCGAAUAUGUUUAGCAGCUGAGAAUAUUGUCAGUACUGUGCUGUCAAGCUAUGGUUUUCCAGAAGGGCCACUUACUACCAAAAGCAUGGAAACGAUGAAACCAUUUUUCAUAUCGAAACAAAACUCUUUCUCUGAAAUAUCCUCAAGACAAAAAAAUGAAAAGGAGAAUUUGUUUAGAAUGUGGCCUGAAACCAUCAGCUGUGGAUCUGAAGAAGGUGAAAUCCCUGAACCUUGUGGGGAAGAUUUUUCUUUAUUGCAAAAAUGGCAAAACAAGACUCCAAAGAUAAAGAAGGUAGAGACCCCCAAAGAAGCUACAGUCAUAGCAUUUGCUGAUCAUGAACUGGGUCCAAAUGAAAUUCAUUUGUUAGCAAUGCACGUUACCACAUCUGUGGUCACAUAUUUGAAGAACUUCAAAACUAGAGAGAAGGUAUCUCUUGUAUUUAUGUUGUCAAGUAAAAGCUGUGACUCAAGACAGCCCCUAAGAAGCAUGUACAGUAAUUCUUCAGUUAAUCAAUUCUGUAAACAUCUCACUGAGUCAGUCAUUUGCCAUUUAAUUUCAAGUAUUUAUGAUGGUACCAUAGAGGGUAGAGAAAAAGACAAACUAUGGGAAAUCCAAAGUAUAGCAUUUAACAAGAUUAUUUUAAUUCAUUCUCAAGUAUUUGAGAACAGAUCAAUAUCUAUUGGAGAACUUGCUUUAAGUAUUUCUGAAACAGUUAUUGAGAUUCUUGCCAAUAAUAACAUUGUAGAAGCUCACGUUGGACGGCAAAUGGUUUCCACCAGAAAAAAAUACAUUUACUCUUCAGGAAUAACUUCUGCCAACUUGGAUGGUUUUUUCCAAGAUCUCUUAACAGGAGUGAUUCAAGUACUCUCUGAAGAAAUAGGAAUAAACCAUCACUUUAAAAAGCAUGGAAGGCGCAAAUCAUGCUCCUUGCUUGCAAGCCAUAAUGUAUCUAUUUUCAGUAACGUAAAUACCAAGGAACUGCCAGGCCUCAGAGGUUGGGAAUCAUCAUCAACUCGCCAAAUUGAUCAAAUUGUCCAGAAAAACAAGUUAAAUUAUCUGGCAUCUCAGUUAGACAUCCUGAUGGGCAGCCUAAAAACUGAUGAAUCAAAAAAAGUAGUCAAUAAAGUAUUUAAUAUUAUUUUAGACUUAUUUUUGCCAGAUGAAUUCCCAGGCAGAGCUAUGGAUUCAGGUAAACUAGCAAGAGGUUUCUCUUCCCCAAUCAAUCAACAAAGUAAUAGCAUCCUUAGAAAUAAUCGGACGCUGUCCCCUAAAUCAGCGUUUCUUCUCAAUGUGGUAUGUGAGAAGCUUAUUAGGACACUUCUGGAGAAAUGCGCAGCCACUUCCCCUCUUGAUGAUGAUCUCCUUGCUAGUGAAAUAUCAGCAGAAGUACAUCAACUUUUGAGAAUACUUCACAGGAUAGAAGACGGAAAUCUUGAUUAUUACAAGAGCUCAAUGGACUGCAGAGAACUUCAAGGAGACUGCAUGUCAGAUCUUUUGGGAAAUCUGGCAGAAACAAAUCAAGAUAUAUUGUCAUCAGAUUAUAUGCUUAAUAUUAUUUCCCACAGCUUGGUUAAAUCAUUGAUGGAUAAGCUAUCACAGGGUUUACAGGAAGAUCUCGAAGGUCCAUUGUUUGAAAACAAAUGUUUGAACCAUAGAAGAAGAGAAAUACAAUCUAAUUUCACAGAAGCCAGAACACCAGAACUCAAGAAAUUAGGACAAGUUAAAGACUCUUUAGGAUUCACGAGUUAUGACAGUGCUUCUUCGACUGGAUUCGUAAAUAAUCCACGAGUUGCCAGCUCCAAGGUGCAAGGACCAUUUGGCAAGCAAUGUACAAUAAAAUCCUCUUCAUGGUUACCUCUUAAUGAAGAGAAAACAAAGGAAAUUGAUAAGGUAGUCAUUCGUAACAUAUAUCAAAGAGAUAUGUACACAGGUGUUUAUUCAGCCUCUUUUUUGGAGGAAAUAAUAUCUGAGUUGUUUUUUCACUUCUCUACAUGCUUGUGGGAAAAAAAUGCAGACAUCACUGAGGCCCAGCUCAAUACAAUGAAUACAUUGUUUGUCAGCCACGUGGUAAACGAGUUUAAUAAUGCUCAAGUCACUGUUCUGAGGAAUGCGGAAGAAAGGCUGUAUUUUCCACCAAUCCAUAAAGAAAUGGUGAGGAAGAUUGUUGACUCCGUUUAUUAUGAUGUUUUACACAAAUAUGAAUGGAAAGUGACCAGUAGUAAUCUGGCAGGUGAAAAUAAGUCAAUAGCUCAGCAAGUAGCACAUGGUAUAUUAUUAGAGGUUUUAGAUUACCAGCUCCCAUCUUCCCUCAAGGCAAACCUCAGAAUUCAGUCCUGCUACCCUCUUGAAGCUGAGGUUAUACUGCAGAAGCUUCAAAGCAACCUAAGAAAUCUCACUUUGCAAGCCAUGUCUUCAAAAAGCUAUAGCACCAUGUUACCAUACUCAUUUUUAGAAGAUGUCAUCAGAAGACUUUUACUUCAGCUCAGUCCUCCAUCUGGGGAACCUUCCUCUUUAGGAAAAACGUAUGCAACCAGUUCCGAUUUUAAUGAAAUGUCCACCUGCAUAACAAAUAAGGUGAUGUCAGCCAUUUCAAGACAUAAGAUCUGGUUUACUACCUAUGAAAAUCAAUAUCUCUCUUCAGAAAAGAAUCUCCAAAAGAUGGUAGAUUCUGUUUAUGGCAACAUUUUACAAAUGUCUGACUCUCUUGUUUCAAUACAGAAAGAUAUGGCUAGCCGAAGUCCAAUCAUGAUGGAUCGCAUAGCCAGUUUUAUUAUCCAAGAAAUUAUUGACUGUCAUCUUCAGCCGUUUUUGUGUGGAGAGGUUUCCUCACGUCCAGGAAGUCCUCUGGAUGCAGUCUCUAAUAUGGUUAAACAGGUUCUUAAUGAGGUCCUAGAAUCAUGCAGACCCCAGAAGCCACCACCUGUAGGUAUUUCUCCGGAUGUAUUCAUAGGCGAGAUGGUUGCCAAACUUCUCUCAAAGAUUUUCAGCCCUAGGUCUAACACUGAAUUUGAGCUGGAAAGCAUGACACAAAGAAUAAUACACUCUGUGAAUGAGUAUUUUGACAAAGGUGGAAUUCACAUUUUAUACAAUGACAAGAAGUCUUUCCCCUGUAUAGAUACAGACGUCAUAGAUGAACUCGUCACCUCCGUUUAUAGAGAUGUGUUAAACCAGUACGGACUGGACCCUAAUGUUAAUAAAGAGACUGAAAAUAGUGAUUCAUUUGUGGAAAAUAUAACUAAUUUAAUUGUAGCCGCUAUUUCAAACUAUCUUCUUCAUCCAUUGUUUUCUGGAGAUCUGUCAACUUCAUCUUAUACCACAUUGCUGGCUGAGAAUAUUGUUCAAGACGUCCUUAGUAAUAUAAGUCAAUCAACUAGCUCAGACCAGAGUUUAUCUCCAUAUAACACCUUACUGCCAUAUACAUUCUUAGAAGAUAUGAUCAGAGUACUAUUAUCACGAUUCUUUCCUGCUGCACCUAGUGUGGUUUCAUACAGGGAAACUCCACAAGAUAAAUCCGAAAUGAAUUAUAAUGAAAUUGCUUCCAGCCUUAUCAGUGAUAUUAGAAUGAAAAUUUCCCAACAUGAAAUUCAGUUUUCAAAAGAAAAAGAAGAAAUCAAGUUUGCUUAUUCAGAAGACGAUGUUCAACAUCUUGUUGACUCAGUAUUCAACAAUAUUUUACAGAAAUCUAAGUCCGAAGAAUCAGUGGAGCAAAAUAAUAUACAUACCAAUGAUGUUCUUAUUGAUAAAAUAGCAGCUUUCAUCAUUAAAUAUGUGUGUGAACAACAUCUUCGGCCAUUUUUGGAUGCAAAUUCAUCCUCUUCCUCCUCCUCCUCUUCCUCCUCUUACACAUAUUUUGAUGAUAAGAGACAACAGUCAUUUUUUUCCAGUGUUUAUUCCUCGACUUUUUUGGAGGAUGUUGUAUCUGGGGUUUUAAGGAAAAUAUUCCACAGAGUAUUUGGUGUUGUACAAAUGGAAAGCAUGAGAGAUUCAGAGAAUGAAUUUUUUGAUAAAGCUGAGAAACUCAUACAUUUGAUAACAGAGGAAUUCUCAAAAGCUCAAGUUACCGUUAUAGAAAAUGCUGAGCGACAGUUGAAUUUGCUGCCAGUGGAGACAGAUGUAGUAAAAACUAUUAUUGGCACAGCAUACAGUAGAGUUUUGGAUGAAUACCAAAUGGAAAUCAAGCCUCAGAAAGAUUUUCUAAGUGACACUGGGACACUGGCUUCUCGAAUAACUAAAAUCAUCCUGACUGAAAUUUUUGAUUUCCAAAUUCCUCCAGAUCUUAUUGCAAACUUGCCUUUUAAGUCUCAUUCCAAACUCAGUGAAAAUGUUUUGAUACAUAAAGUUCAACAUGAUAUUACUAAGUCAAGAUCCCGAAGACAGGCUUCAACAAUGUAUACUACUCUGUUAUCACAAGACCAUUUGGAAAAAAUAGUCACUCAGCUUGUCUCACAAACAUUGACAUCUACCAUAGAACACCCAGAUACUGCUCAAUCAGAUGUAAAUGAUACAAUCAUAAAACUGAUAAAUGAAAUCAUGUCAAUAAUUUCAAAAAAUGCAAUAUGCGUCACCAAACAGGGAAAUAAAAAUCAAAAUACGAUUUCAGAAAAAGAUGUACAGUCUAUGAUUGAUUCCAUCUAUGCUGAUCUUGCUCAUUCAGAUAUAUACAAGUCUCUCACAAAAGAUAAAAAAGACAUGAAUAACAUACCUGUUUCAAAAAUAGCAAGUUUUAUAAUAAAAGAAAUUUUUAACCAUCACCUACAGUCAUUUUUAUCUGGAGAUAAACCUCUUCUUUCAGCUUCAGUUGAUCAGAUUUACGAAGAAAAAGCAAGAGAUCCUAAACAAAAAAGAUGGUCUUGCAUUGUGAACUCGGCUGUCUUCUUGGAGGAAGUCAUUGCUGAGCUUUUAUGCAAAAUUCUUCAUGCAUUCACACACAAUGUCUUGGUUUUUGAAAGCACAGACACAGCAAAAGUCCAAAUUACUAACAUUGUUACAGCCUUAGUAAAAUCAAUUGUUGUAGAAUUUAACACUUCAGAGAUUAGAGUUGCAGAUAACUUAGAUAAAAACUUGUGCUUUUCAGAGGAGUAUAAAGAAAUGGUUCGAGAAACUGUCAACUUAAUUUACAAAAAAUUAUUAGAUGAAUAUAGUUCUUUAGUUCAAGUGUAUAAAGCUAUACAAAGUGAUAGUACCUGUUUUGGAAGAAAAAUAUAUCAUUUGCUAUUGGAGGAAAUUUAUGAGUAUCAAGUGCAGUCAUUAAUUUCAGGAGAAUUAGUGGCUUCUUGCUGUGCUUCCCUUCAAGCUGAUAACAUCAUCAGAAAUGUACUCAGCGUCAUCUUGAGUGAUAGAUGUGCCAGGCCAUCAUUUGUUACUGUAUUUCCUCAUUCUCUUUUAGAAGACAUGAUUUCCAAGCUCCUGGUGCAUAUCUUCCCUCAGGCUGACACUGAAAACAAACUAACAGAAGAAGAGCUUACUCCAGAUGAGAAUUUUUCAUUUGUAGCUUCAGAUAUGACUGAUGAAAUUAUAAAAGAAAUUUUUGAACAUGAAAUCCGACUUGCUACUGCAAUGGAAAAUGCAGAAAGUACGCAGUUAGAAGUCCUUGAAAAUUUGGUUGAUUCUGUAUGUAAUAAUAUUUUGAAAAAACCUGAAUAUCAGGCUGAAGUACAGAAAGAUGCAGGCAGAAAAGAAGGACCAUUUCUCAGUAAAAUAGCUGGCUUCAUUAUGAAGGAAAUUAUGGAUCAUCAUUUACAACCAUUUUUACAUGGCGAAGAAUCAUCUUCCAGUAACUCACCUGAUUGUAACCAUGCUUCUGUAGUUGCCAAAUCUGGCAAAGAGACGUCACAGGUUUCUCUUUUUUCAGCUACAUUUUUGGAAGAUGUAGUGGUUGACCUUGUUCAGAAAUUUUUUUCUUUCUCAGAUAGUAAAGAUUCUAAGAAAAGAACAACACCAGAGCCAGAUAUUGUGAGCUUAGCUGUCAAAUUUGCAAAUGCUCUCCUUGGAGAAUUUAGAAAAAAUGAAAUUAAAGUCUUACCACAAGCUGAAGAAAAAUUUUCUUUCCCACCAAUUGCUAAAGAAAUAGUUGCUGACAUAUCUAGUCAUGUAUAUAAUCAAUUCAUAGGGAAAUUUGGAUCUAAUGAUAUUCAGAAGCAUGAUAAAAGUAACAUUGUUGUAGAAAUAAUUGCUGCUUUAGCCCAGAAGGCAAUCUCUGCAUUCAAGAUUCAACCACUAUUCUCAGGAGACUGGUCUUCCACCUUCUUUUCAUUUUUAAAUCCAGACACCAUAAUGCAAAGGGUUCAGCACUUACCACAGGAUACCUGUAUGCAGAUAGCUAGAUACUCAAAAGAGAAGCAACUUACUUUACCAGAGCAAUCAUGUAAACAGACUUCCCUAAGCUCAGAUCAGAAAAAGAUGAUAGUUCGUUUGGAACAAAAUAGAGGUGCAAUGAACAGAAAGAAUUUCCACAUUAAAGAACUCUCAGUGAAAAAAGAAGACAUCCCAAAUCCAAUGCUUAUCCCUGUCCCUACCAUUAUGGAAAGUAACAGGAUUCCCAUAAUGUCAGGCUCAUCUGGAGGUAUGGCACAUACAAAGAAAGAGGACAAAAAGAAACUGAGUAUUUCAACUCCAAAAAAUAAUAAGAGUGCAUCAAAAGUUACUUCUCCAGCUACCACGGAAAGUAAGAAGGAGCAAGAUUUGAAAAAACCAGGUAAAAAUCAUGCAGUUGAAAGGAAAAAACAAUCAAUUCCCAAAAAGGAGUCACAGGGUAGUAAAAUGCAAACAUUUUCUCCAGUUGUUCCUGAUGCAGAACGAAAGGCUGCAGUGCCCCAGUCAGAUCCUCCAAUAGACAAGGAUAAGAAAAGGGACAAUAUCAAGGAAAGUUCAAUACAAGAAAAUAAUCAGGACUUUCAGUUGUCUCCUUGGAAGCCCAGGAUGAAAAGUACUGAGACUACAACAGAGAAUACUUUGAAAAUCAUGAAAAAGCCAACAAAUGAGGAAAUGAUAGACUCUUCUACUGAAACAGAUAUGGGAGAUAUAAUCUUCUCAGAUUAUGAAACCGUUCAAAACAUCAUUGAAAAUAUUUAUGGGAAUGUUUUAGAAAGGUCUUCUCUUCAAGAACCAUCAGAUGUUUCAACAUACAGAUACAGCAAAAGCUUCCCAGGUAAUAAAGCACUGAUUAUAAUUCAGGAGCCUGCCAAGGAGUCUGACCAGUUUGUUAGGCCACGGAGCUUAUCUUCGGUUAACAAAAAGGACUACGUUGAAGAGGCAGAAAAGAAUGAGACAGAGAGACAAAACAAGAAAGAAAAAGAAAGUGAGAAAGAAAAAGAAAAAACUACAGAAAAAGAGAAAGGAAGAGAAAAGAAGGUUGAGAGUAAAACCACUCAGCCUCACUACCUACCAGAAAGUAAACCUAGAAUUUUUCCUACUGAUUUUUUAGAUGACGUUAUCAUUGAAAUAGUUAAAGAACUGAUGUUUUCUUCCUCACCAGAAAUGGAAAUGUGUGAACAAAGUCCAAAGGUAAAUGGGUAUCAGAAUCAGUCUGAACUCUAUGACACAGCUGUGAAACUUACCCAUUCGCUGAAAAAAGAGUUUUCAGAUGUUCAAGUCAAGAUGUUAUUUGGGCACAAUGAGAGACAUCAGUUUUUCCCACAUACAAGUAAAGUGUCUUCGAUUCCUGUAGCACCUUCCAAAAAUAAGGCAUCAAAUACACACAAAACGUCAUCAAGCAUUAAGAUAAAAAGUAUGGAUAAAAUGCCAAAUGUACCUGACAAACUCUCUCCCCCUGAGAUACCUUUCCUAGAUGAAUUACCAUUAAUAGACAAAACACUGGUCAAUAAAGUUGCUCACUCCUCUAUUUGCAAUAUUUUGAAAGAAUAUAGAACUCAAGAAGCUCUUUAUCAGGACAUUAAAAAUAAUGAAGACAAUUUAGUAAAAAGGUUAACUAGUGGAGUGAUAAAUGAACUUUUUCAACGUCAGCUUAACUUGCUAUUUGGUGAUGAGGUUCCAAUUUUAGCAGGUUUGCCUCUGGACUCUAAAGAUCUUGUUAAAAAGAUCGAAAAACUGCCCCAAACAGCCAGUAAAGAAUGUCAGACAACAUCACCAUAUACUGUAAUGUUGCCUCAUCAAUUUUUAGAGGAUGUGAUAUCUACCCUUUUAUCAAAAAUUUUCUCAAAAAUAUCCAACACCAUCACCAAAAGAGAAACAUCUGAGGACAAAGUUUCCACAGAACUUGAUUUCCUUCAAAUGGAGUUAGUAAGUAAAAUUGCUGCAGAGAUUUCCAAUGAUGAAGAUAUGAUUGUAGAGUACGUAGAAUCCUUGCAUCCCAAUGAUGAGGAAAUUAUUGAAUUGGUGGUUCAAUCCAUUUAUAACAAUCUUUUGCCACAAUUUGGAUCCCAAGAAAUCAUACAAAACUGUAUAUCAAACGGAUGCAGGCAUCUCUCCAAAGCCAUCAUUGAUCUAGUUCUAAGAGAAGUGGCUGGCAAUCAGUUGCAGAACUACUUUUGUGGGGAGUUAACUCCAUAUCAGUGUGCAGAAGUUGACAGUGUAGUUGAAAAUAUCCUUUCCAGUGUCCUCCAGACUACUUCGACUCGACCAGCACAGGCUCCUAAAGUGUCUUCCAAGAUCAUAGAAGAAAUUGCUGUGAAAUUUCUAUCAAAGCUCUUAUCUGUGUUUCCAAAAGUGCAUAAGAAAAGAACCAAAUCUCCAGAAACUGAAAUGCAAAAAAUAAGCUCAAAAAUACUAAAUUCAUUCCAAGAAUUUAUCUCCAGAAGUAAGAUCAAACUUACAAAAUCUGCCACGGAAUCACCUACUGUAUCUUCAGAUGACAGUGAAACUAUUGAAAACAUAGUUAAUUCUGUUUAUACCAGUAUUUUAAAACACUCUGGUUCCCAUACUUCUGUAUUUAAAGACUUAAUGGGUCAGAGUAAUGUCCUUUCUGACAUAAUAGGUUUUUUAAUGGUGAAGGAAAUUUACAAUUCUGAGUUUCAACCUCAAGUAGAAGAAGAAAUAUCAAGUUCAGAACUAAUUCUGGAAGCUGUCAAAAUUAUGGAAAAAGUGGUCAAAAUUGUUGAUAAAUUAAAGUCCCAGGAAGACUUUUCAUCUGAGAAAUGUUCUAUGUUAGAUACGAAGGUUUUAGAGGAAGCAUUGGCCUUGUUCUUGGCUAAACUCGUAAGAUUACCUCGUGCCUCACAGCAAGAUACAGACUCCUUAUCAAAAUCUGAGUUGAAUAAGGUCGCAUCACAACUGACAAAAUCUGUAACAGCUGAAGUUUCUAAAAGUAAUAUUAGUCUAGUAUCUAGUGAACCUGAAGAAUCCUCUUCAAAUCAAGAAGAAAUGGACAUGAUUUUCCAGGUUGUUGAUUCUGUUUAUAGUAAUAUUCUUCAACAAUCUGGAAGCCAUGAAGAACUUCAUGACAUAAAAGAUACAGACACAGUCCUCUCUAAGGUAGCCAGUUUAAUUAUCGAUGGAGUUUCAAAAGUUCCAUUAGAUAUGGUUACCUCCACAAGCUCAAUCAGUGGUAUCUUUCAGGAUCUGGACAUUGAUAGAAUCAUUGAAAAGACAGAAAAGCACGCUAAGAAAAUGAUGGAUGACAAAAAGUCAAGAGAAGAUAGAUCCAGAGAAGAAUGUACAGUUGUAAUAAUUCCACAUGUCGGAAGGAAAGCAAUCAAAGUGGACCCCCAGAUUAUUUCCCAGCACUUAGCAGUCAUCUCUGUAAAGACUGAACCACUUGAAAAAAUGAAAUUAGAAUGUUUAAGAAGAACUGGGCAUAGCAUAGAGGAGCUGAGACGAGCAUCUAUAGAUGGGCGAAGUUUGGCUGCCACAAGCCCAGCUGUUUCAGAAAACAGAAAGAAAGAAAGACGUACCUCGCUCAAUAGUACAGGUCGACUGGACAUAAAACCCUAUGAGGCUGUUUGCAGAAAUUCAUUUCAAAAUAUAAGAAAGCCUGAUAUCUCCAAAGUAGAGCUUCUAAAAGAUGUCCAAAACAGAAAAGACCUCAUCAUUCGGUUAGUGGCUCAUGAUAUUUAUCAGGAAGAUGAAGAGGCUUUUACUGAAGGUGAUACAAUGUAUGAUGAAAAUGAAGUUGUUUUAGGAGAGUAUUUUGGACUAAGGACCAUAGGAGAACUGUCUGAAGAUGAAGUCAAAGGAGUCAUGAAGCUGAUGCAAAGAAGAGGUAUUUCUUCUAUACCAACAGCCACCACAAGCCGCUCUCAGUCCACAUCCACCUCAGAUGCUCAGGGUGUGCGAGGAACCUCAAACCAAACAGAACCCAUCAAGACACAACUUAGCAGAAUUGCUGGUGAGUGCAGCAUGACUACCUCCACAGUCUUGACUGAAACACCUGCUUCCACAAAUAAAACGUCACAUCAGAAGAAAGAAGAAAAUGUUGCUACUGAACCAACACACCACUUCAUACACAGAAUUAUGAGUACAUCUUCCUACAACCAAGAAGAUCUCUUAUCAUCUUCCAGUGAGGAAGAAGAUUCAAAUGCAAUUUCAAGCCCAAAGAUAUUGAAAGAAGUUCCUCCGGAGUCAAAUUCAGCAGGUAUUCAGUUUAUCUCCAUCUUUGAAGGGCCCAAGGAGGUUGCCGACAAAGGAUGUCCUGCACAGAAAAUCACUUCAGAAGCUCCCAAAUCCAGUACUUCCAAACAAGGACCUAAACUUCUGGCAAGAGUAUCUUCGACUCUGUCAAAGGUGUUUUCCCGAUCUCACAGCAAUGUUCCCAAAUCUUCCUCACCCCCCUCACCAGAAUGACCACUGACAUAUAAAUAUACUUCCUUACCUUAGACAAUAAACUAAUUUUUAAAGCA
Molecule: messenger RNA, 21080 nt
Organism: Cavia porcellus (domestic guinea pig)
Lineage: Eukaryota; Metazoa; Chordata; Mammalia; Rodentia; Caviidae
Gene: Fsip2
Product: fibrous sheath interacting protein 2
Exons: 22
Coding region: 370-21024 (6884 amino acids)
Cellular component (GO): mitochondrion
Source: RefSeq, a predicted model, not a curated record